AUGCAGUCGGCGACGACGAAACGUACGUCGGUCGUGUUGAAACUGGGCCAGUACGUAGCGCGGUGUCUGACGGCGGCCCAGCCGGACAUCUGGUAUCUGUUCUUGUACAAGUGCGGACAGCUGGUGGCGUUCAACCUGCACGAGUCCGUGACCUGCAGCGUAGGCAUCUUGGACGAAUUUUCCCAAGUGCAAGAUCAGCCCCCGGAGAAUCGCCGACCGUCGUUGUCGCCGCAGUCCCGGUGUUUGACGAGUGGCAGCGACGGCAACGCGGACGCUGACGCCGCCGCCGCAACCAUCGGGUCGCUACCGUCAACGUCUCCGCGGCCGAACGCCGCAGCGAGAGACGCUUCGCGGCCGCCGGCACCCGGGCCGGAUAACGAUCAGUACUGCGGUAUGGACGAGGACGACGAUACGGACGGAGGAAGCGGCGGCGGCGGCGUCUGUGGUAGAGGCGGCUGGGUCGCUGAAGACGACUAUACCGACUCGUCCGACGACGAUCCGUUCGUCUUUCUGACGGGCCGCCGGUCCACGUACGCCUCGUCGGGCGGUCGGAGAAGUUCCGUCGGUGUCACCGAUACCUCCACCACCGUUCGGCAACAAAGCAGCUGCGUCACCGUCAGCGACACAAGAGGUACGUAAACGGUGACAAUAUAAUCUUAUGCAUAAAAGGCCAAAUCCGUCUGUCUGGUUUUCAUUUUUCCGGUUUUUUCCCCCCAACCAAUAUGAAAACUACUCGGAAAACCAAAAAACGGCUGCCUUCGUGAGCAAUUGGAUCCGACAAAAAGGAGUCUUGGCUUUUUUUUUAUUCGAGCAAUAUUUCUUGGUAUAAACCGCAGUUUGCAAAAAUUAAAAACAGUGAAAUCGGUAACGCUGCGGCGCGCCGUAAAUAUUUGCCAUUUUACCUAUAAUUUUCUUUCCGGUUUUUUCGAAUUAUUUUAAAAACUUCUGGAAAAUCAAAAAAUGACCUCAUCAAUACACCAGCUAGAGAAAAUUUCCUGUCAGAAAACGUACUACACUCGGUACAUCAGAGCAAGAUUUCCGGUAGAAAAAUUGUUUAUAGAUAGAAUAAAAAAAAAUAUACGUUACGCUCCGAUUUAAAAUUUAAAUAGGAGAAUAUUUAUGACAGUUAUACGUAGCGUUUUUUUUUUUUUUUUUAAAUAUUAUCAUACAAAAAUGUUACAGCUAUGUUAGUUUUGGUAUUUUUUGAACAGCCUUAAUUCUGUAUAUUUCGUUUUUUGCGAUUAAACUUAAAUGUGUUACAAACAUUUAAAUUGUCUUCAGUGCCGCACUAAUAAAUAAUAUCGAACGAUUCACCAAUAUUUGCGUGAAAAAUGAAUUUGUCAAUGAUUUUUGUAAACUUCAAAAAAUUGUAGAAAAUUAACGACUCGUCAUUAGUAAACAUUUGUAACACCGAAAUUGUAUUUAAAAAUGAAUUAAUAAAUAACCACCUUGGGUUUUGUAAACAAAAUUUUUAUUUUUAAUUUAAAAAAAUGUAUAUAUAAUAUAAAAAUCAUAAUGUAUUAACGCAAGGCUCUGGUAGUUAAAAAGAAACAACAACAAACUUGAAAUUGUUGUACAGAACAAAAGUUAUUUUGUUUGAGUGAUCGCCGUGGGACCAUCUGUAUACUAUGCGAUAACAACGACGAAUGAAUGUAUAGCAGCCUUGUAAAAAAUACUUUUCGAAUUGUAUUUAAAUACAGGUACAAAUAUAUCUAUUCAGAAAGUAUUUCAAAUGCAUUUGAGUAUAUUUUUAAGAAAAAGUAUUUAAGAACAAAUAUAAAUAUAUGGCAUAUAUUCUUCUACUUCUCAAAUACUUUUUUAUUAUAAUUUUUUUUUAUUCGACUUAAUAAUAUUAAUUUUAGGUUUGCGAAUUUCGUAAUUUCCAACGUAAAAUUCAUUGUUCAACUAUUUUUAAGUAUCUAUUAUUAGAACAUUGUAUCAUCUACUUAAUUUUAUACUGAAAAAUGAAAAUAAAUACAAUUUGAUAUACAUUAAUUUUGAAAUAAUUUAAUACUUUGAAUGAAUUAAAAACAUUUUACGAAAUAGGAAUUAUAAAUUUAUCAUGUCAUAAUCAUUUCGAAAAUUCUAUGAAAAUUAACUUAAGCUGCACGCUUUUUUCCAAUUGGUAUUAUGAAAAUGUUUGUUGUAAGCCUCCCAUGGUAGUUUAAUUUCUGUCUCAUUCGUCGCAACACUGUCAAUUUGCAAUUUUCUGACUUCGUACUCCUCGAUUUAUAACGGGGAUGACGCGAGAUCCAAAUCACGGAAUAUAAACUGUAAUGUAUUAUUUCAUUACUUUAAAUAUUAAAUAACAACACGGGAUUUUCAAUGCUUGAAUUAAGAAUGGCAUUUACGUGAAAUUAUUUGAAAUUCAAAUACAAAUAAGUCCAAGGCAGUAUUUAAAAUACUUUUUAAAUAUUUAAUUCAAAAAGGAUUUAAAAAGUUGUCUAAAUAAUUAAUAAAAUCUAUUGAAUAUUAUUUAUAAAAUAAAUAAUUAAAUACACAAGUUGGGAGAAAAAUUAAAUAUAUGAACCAAUGUUCAAUUAUUCUACGAUAUGUAAUUCAAAAGCAAAAUCAAUGAAAAAUAUUAGCUGUUAAAUGUUGUUCAGAUUCUACUGGAAAGAGUAUGAUAGAAUUGUUACAAAAUGCAUUGAAUGAAGUUAAUAUUGAAAAAAACAAAAUGCAUUGGAAAUUCAACUGAUGGCGCUGCUAAUAUGCAGGGAAUUUACAAUAGUUUCACUUCAUGGCUGAGUACAGUAGCGCCACAACAAAUACGUAUUUGGUGUUUCAGUCACAAAUUAAAUUUGGUGAUAUGUGAUUCUACUAAAAAACCUGUUGUGGUUGUUGACUCUUUUAAUUUAAUCAAUUCAUGUACUGUUUUAUUUUUCAAAGAGUCAUAUCAGUGAACGAAUACAUUUUGGAGAAAUAUUAGUGAAAAUAAUAAUGAAAACAUUCGUCACAAACGCUUAAAACUGAUUAGAUAUACAAGAGGGCCUUUAAAAGAAACAGCAGUAAAUAUAAUUGUUGAUAAAUAUGUCAUGUACAAUGAAGCAAUUUAAUUAUUAUACUUGAACAAUUUCUGAUAAAAGAAUCUUUGAAAUCCAAUAUUCGAAUCAAAGCAUGUAAUCUACUAAAAUGUUAAAAUAUUAAAAUAUGAAACAAUUUUUAUUGCAAAUUUAUUUAAGAAAAUGUUUUCAAUAACAGGUUCGUUAUCUCGAUACUUACAGACUAGUGGACUAAACAUUCUAAAAUGUAUACAAAUUAUUAAUGUAUCUUUAUCUGAACUUAAAAAAUAUUAAAGAAAUAGGUAUGGAAUGUACAAAGGUCAUAUGUAAUAAGUUUAUUUCUAAAAUUAAUUUUAAAAAUUUACAACGAGUUGAUGUAUCUAAAGAAGAUUUGGAAAUUGAAGAAAUUCAAAAUAGAUUUAAAGUUAAACGUAUUAUUACGUUUUAUUAUGUAUUAUUGGAAGAAAAAUAUUGAAAAUUAUAAGUUAUUGAUGACCCUAUUUUGAAUGCCGAAAAGAAAUUUACUACGGAUGUUUAUAGUCGAGUAUUUGAUACAAUUAUACAAAGUAUGGAAAAUUGAUCUACAAACAAUAUUGAACUACUACUUGCUUUAUCUUUAUUGUCACCUACAAAUUUCGAUUUAUUUAAUAAUGAAAACGAAAUACUUAAAAAUGCGUUUACUGAAUUAUCUGUAAAGUUAAAACCAUAUCUUGAAGACACUUAAAAUAAUAUUAAAAUGAAGCUUUCUGAAAAGUUAUUAAGCUUUUCAAAAUCUUGGAAGUACCUAAAAAAUACGUAGACGAUGAAUUUAAUGAAGGGAUAUACUAUUUGAAUCGAGACUCAGAAAAUGAAGAUGAGGAAAAAGACCUGUCAAAAUCGUGCAAAAUGUUGAAAAAUAGUGCAAUUUUUAGUUCAAUUUAUUAAUUAAGUAUAAUCACUAUUUUAACAUUUUAUAUUUAUAAGAUAUACCAAACCAAUAAGCGACAUAAUAAUUUGUACAUAUUUAUUUAAUAAUUUUAAAAAUUAUGUUUAUUGGUUUUUGUUGUUAUAUACUAUAAAUAAUAUAUAAGUGUAGUUUUCUAUCUUAUAUGUUUAUGUUUUACUUAAUUAUUUAUCAUAAAUAUAUAUAUAUAUGUGUGUCUUCUAAGUUUUAAGAGACCAUAUUCAUGUUUAAUUUUCAAUAUAGUUUAGAUUACAAAGUACUCUGAAGCAACUAUGAUUAAAUGUUUGGGGGACUAAAUUUUUUGUUUAUUUAGCACUGUAAAGAGUUUAAUAUUUUGCGAUAUUUAAAAGAAAGUUUCGAUUCUGAGUGGAUUUUCGGCAAGUUUGACAUUAAAAUGUUCAACAGUCAAAAAUGCCAACGUCUUAGAUAAUAAGUAGGCCGCCUAAUAAUAUUUCCAGAAAUUAAUUUAGUUUCCACUCCGCCACUAGACGAAAUAUUAUAACCGUACGAACGGAUAAAACACAACGCGCGAGAAACAGUCGGCGAAAUAAUAUACUAUCGUUUUUUUUUUGUUCUUUUUAUCGAUCGAAAAUCAUUGUUGUCGAUAAUAUUUUUCAUCGACAUAAACGUAUGUAUAAUAUUUUUUGAUACGAACGGACGUGCAAAAUGUUUUGAAUUAUUCUGCAGGUACGGUAUUUUGAAUUAUUUAUUAUUCGCCGCGUUUGCAACCUCGAUCGGCACCUUUACCAAUAUAGGUAGGCCACCGUUGUUAUUAUUACCCGAGCGAUUAUUCGACACGCGUUUUCGAAAUGACGGACGAAAUUCAGCCAACAGAAUCGAUAGUGUCGGACGAAUACCCGAAUCUUAAGUGCCCUGCCUUACCUAUAGUAAAGGUCGAAAACAGUCAAAAAACUCGUGCGGGGUUUUUUUUAUAUAUUCGUAAAUUAUAUGAUUAAUACAAGCAUACAAGGUGCGUUUACAAACAAAUAUUUCGAGGGGGGGGGGAUUUAAGGUUAUACACUUUCGUACUCUUAUAACAAAGAAAUUAACAUACUUUCAAUGGUAAGAUUAUUUAUUUUUCGAUAAAAAUGUCAAUGUUUUAUAACAUUCAUUUUUAGCAGUGUAGGUAACUAUUACUAUAUUUUACAUUUACUAUUUGUUUUAGUGGAUAACGUAAUGAUAACCUUAUUUAUAUCGUUGUGAUGAUAAUGCAGACUAUCCAAUAUCACCGUUUUAUAACAGUUAUAAUUUUCUAAAAGCAGGAAAACUACAAAAAAUUAGAAAUGACAAUAUUAUUUAGGUACCCAUUACUAUCCAGUAAUAAAAAAAAAAAAUAAUAAAACCAAAAUUGUACUAUUUAUCUUCAUCAUUGAUUGAAACCGCUGUUGAGACUCUAUUAAAAAUCAACUUUCAUUAUAAUUUUCAUGAAAUUUCGAGGGAGGUUGUACCCUAAGCUAACCUAACCUUAGUGAAUCGGUAUUUUGUCGGUGGCGCCAUAAUUUGAAAACAGAUGGACCGAUUUGUCUGAUAUUUUUUUUGCUGUGUGCGUUAUUGUCAGGACAAGGUCUUAUGAAAGAAAAUGUUAGGAAUAUCCGCCGGAAAAGUCAUCAAUUUGGAUGGUAAUGCUUUUUUUUUUUUUUUUUAUCUCAUUCGUAUCUAAAUUAAAUCUACCAAAAUAAUUGACAUUCAGUUCUGCUGUCACGUGUUUCCGCAUGGUGUCCAUAACGACAACAAAUUGAUAAUAAAUAAAAAUAAGUUAUAGCGUCGCCAACAAAAUGUCGAUUCAUUUGUACACAUAUAGAUUAUUCUGAGAUUAUUUAAUCGAGUUAUUACCUUUGUAUAAACAUAAAUUGUCGUCAUUAAUAUAUUAUUCUCAAACUAUACUCUGUAUUACGAAAACAAUGUGUCAUAAUUGUAUCAUAUUAUUUUGUAUUUAAAUCAAUAAAUAGCAACAACAAUUUUAUUUCAAAAAACUAUAAAAACCCAAGGCAUCCAGUCUUAACAUAGACUAAGGCUCCGACUAACCAUAUCAAUCUAUAGAUGCCAGUAAAAUGCGUUUGUCUUUUUAUUUAAUUCAACUCUACCGCGUCUUUUUCUUUUAAUUGCUUUAUUUUGAACUUACCAAAUAAUCCGGUCACCACGUCAAGAUUAUGUGUUACGUAAAUUGUCAUAUUCUUAAUCACGUGGGGAUCUUACUAAGAGCACAUACUUAUACGUCGGACAAGUAAGAAAUAUAACUCUAACUCUAAUUAAACUCACCCCCUGCUCUCCCUUAUAGUAGUAAGGAAUGGACCGAUUAUAUAUCUUACUAUAAGGUAGUCAACAUAAAGUCUGGAUCCUUGCCGUCCUGUUUUUUGUCUCAUUACAUUUGUACUCAAAAAACAAUUUAGUGUAAUGAAGUACAUGUUUUCAUUACAACAGUAAUGAAAAAAUCUUUAUAGUCUUAGUACAAUCUUACAAUCUUUGGCUACAGAUAUAAAUUGAAUAACUGUAUGUAGCCCACAUUCCCAACUACCCACCUACAACAGUGACCGAAUCCAUCUCCAUUAUCAAUUGUCAGUUAAUUCAUAACAAAAUAAAAAUCUAAAUAUUAUUUACGAGUACUGCAAAUAUAACCGUAUCGAGUCAUUUAGCGCACAAUUUCAUCAGUUUUUAAACGCCCCCCCCUUUUAAGACCCACUUCAGACGAUUUGGAGGAUUAAUCAUCCUCCCAAAUUUGUUGUUUUCUUUUUUACAAUUAUAUUGAAUUACCUAAUAAGACAAUUUUAACAUUCACCUCCACCAAUUAAUAUAAACCUAAAUUUUUGUCUAUGAACACAUAAUAUUACGUUACUAGGUUGAACUUAUGUUCAUCUAAUUACCGAUUAAUACGAGCGAGAACGCCGCCACAAUACUGUCAUAUGAAACGAAUCGAUUUCGGAUGUGGAUUCGGUUGCAUUCAAAUUCGUAUUACCUACGGAAUUUUAAAUAUUACAUAUAUAUAGAAAUGAACAUUUUUGAUCCUGUACCUACACAACAAAUGCAAAUUUCCAGAAUUCGUAAAUUCCUCCGGACGAUUCAUUCCGUUUUCUUCGUUCGUAUUGAUAAUACUCGAAACGAGUCGUUUUCUUAUAGGAUAAUCGGACCCGAGUAUUAUUUCACCGUGAGCUGGAAAAAUAACCAUUUUCCGUACCGAACGAGAUACCACCCGAGUUGUUUAAUAAAAAAAAAAAUUAUUUUCAAUUAACGGCCGCGUCGUUUAAAUUUCAAGGAAAAAAAACUAUCAUUGUGCAUUAAAAUAUCAACAUAAACGAAAUAUUUAUAUUUACCUACAUUAUAUUGAUCGAUUAUAGUAUACGUCGAUCAUACAUUUAUAGAUCGAAACGAUUUUUAAUGAAAAUUAAACGAAUUUAAAAUGUCAUUAAAACUGUAACUUUUAUACGACUUUGAUUGAUCAUUAAAAUGCCGAACAAACUUUAAAAUAACUCUAUAUUAAACAAAUCGGUUCAAACAAUAUUUUAUUUGUCGGCCAUUUUGUAAAUUUUUGCGGGUUUAUACUGUUAUUAAUUAAAAAACAUUUUUUUUUUUUUUAAUAGUUCAUAAAAUAAUAAUAAAUAUACAUGUUUGAAUGUUAGCAGUAUCGGUUUUUUUUUUUUUUUUUUUCUAAUUGUAUACGCGCAUUAAUUUCGAAUCCUAUGAAAUAAUACGAUCAAUUCGAAAUGUUCACAUAACCCUAUAUAAUAAUCUUUGAAUGUCUGCCACAGAAGACAUUUUGAUUUCGUCGGAAUUCCGACUGCAGUAAUAAUAUUGUAUACAUCACAAGCCAUUUAUAUUAUAUUUUACAGUUGUUACAGUUGUUACACCGUCAGGUGUAUUAUUGUUUUAGUCCUCUUAAUAUAAAACGUCAUUGAGUCACACGACUUUGUUCUGUGUAUUAGCCCUUCAAAUACCAUCAAAACGCACGGUUUGUGUGUCUUUUUGAACGACGCCGAUUUUCGGGCACAAAAUAUCACAGGUACGUCAGUCGUUGUUGUCGUCGACAGUCCAAUAAUAAUAAUAAAAAUAAUAUAACGGGAAAGUACAUUGAGCCAAAAAUAGUACGUGCUCGUGUGAAGUCUACAUACGAAUUGUAUACACGCAAUAUGGAUAAACGGUGUUGGUAUCACAAAGAGAACGUUCUGUGAUAACAAUGACGAACACAUGAAAUGCGAUCGUGUGCACGGCAGUUGUCUAUAUUAUUACAUGGCAGUCGAUAGUCUAUAAAAAUGACAUAUUUCGUACAAAUAAUUAUUAUUAAACCGAACGAGAGACAGUGUCCCGGCGACGAGUUGUCUUAUAAAUCAAUAAUCGUCCGAAAUGUAAUUCGUUUUGCACAAUAACACGACGGAUUUUCUUUUUGCGGUAGAAUUGGCGGAAAUUGACUGACAAAAAAAAAAAAAAAACUAAAAUCUCGCUCGAUAUGGUUGUCGGUUUAUUUUCCGAAAUAAAAACGGUCUAUUGCUCUUUUUCCGCAUUUAGAGCGUUUUAUUACUAUUAUAGGUGCAAUUUUUUUAUUUUUUUAUUUCUGUCUGCGAGAUUUCAUUAUUUUAGAUUUCGUUUUUUUCGUGGUAACGUAAUUCAAUUGAAAAUAAUCGUAAAAAAGGUGACAUUUCCAUCGAAUACUUUUAUUAGAUUUUUCUAGAUGUGGUAAUAUUUUCAAAACAUUCUGGCCAUUUGUGAGCUAUUUAUAGGCAUUUGACAUUUUCGUGAGGUUUUUAUUUAGCUUAUAUGGACAACAUAUUGCCGCAUAAGCACAACUAGGAGGGUGCUAGGGAGCUUUAGCACUCCGUUUAAAAUAAGCACUCCCAAAAAACCCAAUCAAGUUUUUCAUAGUAAUGACAUAAAGGGAAUGAAUGUGGGAAGUUACUUUAGGGAGGUCAUUUUUCGAUUUUCUCAGAAAUUUUCUCAUCAAAUUUGAAAAACAGAAAAAAAAACGGAAAAAAAUGUACGAAAUAUAUUACUAAAAUAUUACGAUUUUUUUUCCUGUGCACAACUUUUCCUUCAGCAAUUUCGCUCUUAAUUUGCUCUUAACUUUUAAUGAUAGCAAUGUUUCUAAAAGGAAAUUUCAUUAGGGAGAUACUUUAGAGAGAUAAUUUUUUGAUUUUCUCAGAAGUUUUCCCAGCAAAUAUUAAAAAUCGGGAUAAAACAUGGGAGAACCAAGAAAUACGUAGGAAAACUGGGAAAAUCGAUACAACAUUAAAAUAAUAUUAUUAAAAAAAAUAUAUAAAGCCUAUUUAAUUAUUUUACUAUAAUACAUAUUGAUCACAAAGCACCGCUAUCAAUUGAACUCCGCUCAGAAUCAUUUUUUAAUGAGCAAUUUUAGUAAGCAAUGGUUUAUCGUUGUUUACAGGUAUACAUUAAAUUAUUUAUAACAUUGGCGUCUUCAUUAUCCUAGGACGUCUUUUUUUUUUUUUUUUUAAACGACGUUCCGUAUUUUUAUUAAAUAUUAAUGUUACCGAGAUUUUUGUGUGAAAUAUUUGACAAUUUGAAUUAGCGCAACAAAAUGAUACGGUGUACAAUUUAUGCAAUUCAUAAUAUUUUUCUCGGGCAAUUAAAAAGCUUAAAUUCGGUUUUGCAUUUUUCGUUGUUUCUCCGUUAUUUUGGCGUAAUUAUCUCUAUAAUACGAGCCAUUAUUUAAUGUACAAACGCAACUUGUAAUUUGUGUAUUGAUCAAACGGAUAUUUUUAAUUGUAUUUCUGUAACAUUUUACGUCAAAAUUUUGGAAACCGACCGUUACAUUUGUAAUUGUUCGCACAAGUAUUUCUCUGCGGAAUUUCGCAGUCUACUACUCGUGAGAUCGACAAUGCAAUCGCGCGCAGACAAAACAAGACGGUAUCUGGUAUACCGCGUUCCGCUCGUCUAGAUUCCGAAUUCAUAUCGACGCCGACGACAUCGAUAGAUAGGUUUCGAGGUGAUUUCGAGAAUCGUGUCAAUUGACUUUUCGAAUGACCUCGACGCCGGCCAGUAUAAAUAUGAGUAGCCGGCGCACGUAAUACCGUCAUUAUUCAUUGUUACCGUCAUUAAUACGACAUUUCACUUUGUAUACAAAUGCAAUAUUAUUGUUCACGUUUAUGUCUUCUACGAUAUAAUUGAACAGACGGUCCAGUUUUGAGUGGUAUUUUUUUCGGAAAUGGGUAAGGGCAAAUAAGUGCGGCAUUAUGUUUUAAAUGUAUACGAAAUAUCAAAACCUGAAAACGGUCGCUGUCAGCGCGCUUUGUUUUAAACAAUAUAAAUCGUCAAUCGUUGAACCCUCGUGAAAAAAAUAUUUGAAAAAAAAAACUAUAAUGUCCGUUUACGGGUGUCCAACUGAUUUAGAAAGGGAAGUUGGUGAGGGAAAUAUUAUAGAGUAAAUUAAUUCAUAUAAUCUUUUUGAAACUAUAAAAAGUGGUAUCAAAAAACGAUUCUGAGCAGAAUAUUUUUAGUCGUUUAUCAGCAAUUUUACAAGAAAGUUCCCAUAAAGUUUUUGAUCGGAACAAGAUUUCUGAGUUGUAGGUUGAAAAUUGAAACCAUCAAAAACACACCGUUAAUACAUACACUUACAAAAUUACAUCCCUAUGCUUCAUUGAUAAGUUUGUAGAAGAGGUGUUCAAAGCUAAAAUCACCAUUUUCCCAUAACAACAUCAUGGCAGAUAAUCCGUAUAAAUGAAAAAAUCAUGUAUAGGUAGUAAAAUUUGACGAAUCCGGUAAUAUAUUGUAUACAUAUACAAUCUAGCAUUUGGAAAAAUCCGGAUUUACCAAAGUUUAAUAAUCCAGAAAUCCGAAUACCAUUUUACAAUUUGAAUUUUGCUCUAAAUUUAGAUUUCUGAUUUCGUAACUUUAAAUUAGGAUUGUUUUAUGCAUCGUGUGAUACGAUUAAAAUAACUACUAAUAACAAAAUAUUGAUUAAAUAUAUCUAUACCAUUCAAAUAUUAGCCAUGAAUAUCAAAACGGCAAGUGUAGAUGAUUUUCGUUUCUCAUAAUUUAUAGUAUAUACUCUAAUAAUAUCUACAUUGUGAAAUGCAUAUUUAUGAUUUUUAAAUCCAAAAAACCGAUAUCCGGAUUUUAAAGCCUGCAAUCCAAAAUCCGGAUUUAUCUCACGUCACUACUCACUGUAAUACGGAAAAGAUAACGAAUCAAAGGUGAUUAGCACAAACUAUAUUGAAUCUUUUAUUACAAGUUUGACUUGUAUGUUAAAUUGGUAAGUAAUUGUGUAGAUACGUGUUCAUGAUCUUAAGGACUAAUUUAAGUAUAAAUUUAGUGCUAGUUUUUUUAUUUUGCUUUUUAUUCGAAGUUAACCAAAUUUCCUAUGAUUUCUGAAAAGAAACCGAAAUUUAACAGACGAAUAAUCAAAUGUAACCGAGUUACUGUAUUUUAAAUUAGUCGUAUUAGCAAUUUUGGUUAAAUUAUUUUGUUUAUAACUUUUGGUUUUAGGUUACUAAAAUAUCAUAACUAAAUAUCGGAUUUGUAGGCACUUACAAUUGUUGAAUAUGCACGCAAACAAGCACUAAAAAUGUUAAAAUAUGCGAGACAGAGUUACGGAGUACGCAGAAUAAAAUUAAAACUUGUACUGCGGCUUUCAAUUGUAUUUCGUAAUUUUGAAGUAUAAAUUAUUAAUUAUUAUAAUUUGUUUGAACAAAAAGUAAAAUAUACAAUUACUUAAUACUUAAUUUUUGUUAGUAUUAGCAUUUUAAAUUAUACUUAUGUAGUUAACUACAAACUGUUAACCAAAAAGUAUAACAAACUAAGAAUACAUUUAAUUUUUAAUUUUUAAUACAUUCAAAAGCUAAGUAAAUAGUAUAUUAGUAAUCAAAUAAUGGUACAGUACACAGUUUUAAAUAUAAUCAUGAAUAUAAAAUAUGCUAUAACUCUGUAAUAAUAUCAAGGGAUUUAUUGGAUAAGAAAUCAAUAUGAAAAAUUAUAAAAUUUUUAAUUUUUUGAAAAAUUGUCAUCACUAGGGUUGACCAAUAUUCCAUUGAGAAAUUUUCAUUUUAUCUCUCCCAAUUUCUAAUCGCAUUUUUUCAAUUAUGUUUUAAAUAGUUGCAUUAGAUUGACCAAUCAGUUUAGAAAAUCGAAUGAAAUUUGUUUUUUUAAAACUUUUAUGAAACAAGAAACUCAACAAUUUUACAAUAUCGGUAUUUUUGAUAACCUUUGUUUUUAGAAAACUACGAAAAAUAAAUUUCGAAAAAAAUUAAUACUUUCCGAGAUAUUGACUAGUCCGUGUAAAAUGAUCAGCGUAUAGCGAUGUUUUAUUUAUAACAUAAGCAUUUAAUUUAUUUGAUAGUUUAUUUAAUUUGAGCAUCUCAUAAUGAAAAUGGGUAAUCAUUUCGUUUGUAAACAACAAUAGGUACGAUAGGUUUUAUCUUUUAAAUAUUUUUGAUAAUAAUUUUAAUUAUGUAUCAGGAAUUUUCCAUCGGCCAUAUUUUCGUUCAGCCACUUUUACCAGCCCAUUUUUCCAUGGCCAUUUUUGCUUUAGCCAUUAUUUCCUAAACUUAAAAUUUGACCGAACAUUCACUAUGUAUUAAACAGGCAUCUGAAAUUUUGGGAAAUGAUUACUGUCACCAUUAUAGCCAUUGCUUUUGAAUUUGAAGUCGUCAUUACUUAUAUAUUUCUGACGGUAUACGGACCUUCCGUAAUUAAUUUACCUUCCCAACUUACUACUCAUAAUAGUACUAAUCUUUUAUUAGUAUCAGCUCUUUAUUAUGAAUCAAAUUAUUGAAAAAAAAUUCCACUUCAACCUCCAUAGUCGUAGUUACCUACGUGAAUACACACGAAAUCGUUGACCCACUUUUUUGUUUUAUUAUUUUUUUAUAUUAUGUAUUUGUAUUUAAACAAAAACAAUAUUAUUCAGUUCAUUGUCGCCAGCAAUUAUAUUUGGAGCAAACACGCAUUACAAAAGAGCUCACCAACCAUCUCUCACCCGAACCACAUUUCAAACAAGAUUCUUAAUCUGUUACAACAAAUAACAAAUCAGGUUUAAUAUUAACUUUUUUAUUGGGAAGAGCAAACUUGAAAUUAAUUUAUAGGUAUUUAUCUAACGUUUUUAACAUUAUUUUUUAAAGAUUAUUCAUAAUGUUAUAUUAUACGCAGUGAUGCAGUUAUGGGGAAGGGGAUGAUAAGAUUAUAUCCUUUCCAAAUCUUUUUUUGUAUUGUUAUGCAUCGUAGAAUGUAUAUUUGCAAUCAAAAAUAGGUUCUGAGAGGAGUAGUAUUUAGUCAUGUUUUUACAUAAUUUAAUAGAAACCGUGGGAAAUCUAGAAAUUGUUUCAAAUAAGCAAGUAUUUAUAAAAUAAAUACAUAAAUAAAGUAAAUUUAAGACUAAAAAAAUAUAUAUUAUUACUGACUAAAUAAGUAUUAAAAAGUAUUAAUUUAUCAAUAGUUAAAGAAGUCUGAAAGCAUACGUUUUUUGGAAAGAAGAGGUGGUAUAUAGCACAAUAUCACUAUUUAAAUAUAUUAUAAACGUACUACUCUAAUAAAACGUUAUAUUUGUAUGUACACUGAAUAGCUAUGGAUAAUAUGGUUGCAACACAUUUCUAUUUAUUUUUAUAUCUUUAACUGCAGAAGUAGAACACGUUUAGGUGCAUAAACACAUUUACAUAUAACACGUUUCAAUAGUUCGAUGCGUAAAUAUAAUAUUACAACAGUAUAAUGGAUCUUAUUUCAAUCUCUAUAUUAUCAUAUACAAGCAUCUUUGUCCGACUUUUCUUGACUAAAUUUUCACAGCAAAUACCUUUUAUUACCAUAGGCAUCUAUUAACGAAGAAUUUUUGAAAAUUCCACGCCCAAAAAAUAGCUAACCCAGGGUUUUUUAUAUUUUUGGAAGAAAAAUUAAAUUGUAUACCUUAACGUUGGCGAUCUUGACGACAUGGGUGGUCAUUAAUUGGUUAUCACUGACAAGAUUUAUUAUUAUUAUUAUUACUAUUAUUACAUUAUUUUACAAGCUUUGAUAGUCAAAAAAUACUUAAGUUAAAUCUACCCUAUGAAACGGUUUUUAAUACUUCGGUGCAUAAAUAAAGGGUGGUAUACGAUUGCGAACGGACCUUUCCCUAUAACACGAUUUCCAUCGUUCUUACCUGCUUUUUUUCGUGCUGCGUUGCCAGAUUUGGUGUUUUUUAAUUACAUUUAUAUAAUAAAUGGAUUUAAUAUUAUUUUUCCAAAUUUUGUUUUAUUUUCAAAUAAUCAAAUCAUAUAUGAUUACCAUCAUAAGAUAACAGUGGUUUUCUGCAAUUACGCCGGACGAUAAGAUACGGUGAAGAAUAGAUUUUAACAUAAUUGUACACAUACAAUUUUUCCUAAAUGUAUAUUAAUUUGAUGGAAAACCAGCUUAUUCGUAUCGAUCGUGCUUUAUUUUUCAUGUUUCGUUCAUGUCCUAUAAUAUGUACACAAAGAAAAAAAUUUGAGCUGAUCAACAAUUUAAACAUUAUUAUUUUGUAUUUGUAACACCUAGUUUUAACGUUAAAAUGUUUAUGAUUAAAUCCCCGAAUAAAAUAAAACAUAUUCAGAAAAGUUUACACUAUCCAACCUUGGCAAAGAAACCUAAAUGAACGUUCGUAAUCGUUCGUUUUUCGGUGAAAAUAAAUUCUUUCAUAAACGACAUUCGUCCGCAAUCGUAUUUCACUCUGAAUAAACAUACUUCGAACGUCGGGUGGGCCACUGUUGUAGGCACGAAGUUAAAAGAUAUAGAGGGUAAUUUAAUUUGUACCUGUACGCAACGAUAAACCAUUGCUAAAGAAAAAUGAUUCGGAGCGAAAUUCGGUUAUACAUGUUUUAAAAGGCUGUAAUAUUUACGACUUUAGUCAAAAUGUAAUAUUAAAAUCCUUAUUAAAAAAAAUACUACAUUAAAUUCAAUUUUUCGUUUUUGAACACAAAGUACAACUUAUAAUGAAUCUCCUAUUAAAUUUUUAAGCACUUCUGUUUAUUCUAACAAUUGUAUCCACAGAGUGGAUGUUUCUUUCAGUAAAUAAACUAAAUUACCUAUCUGGUAUCUAAUACUGUAGGCUUAAAUAUUUACUAUUCACUUCAUCUGAAGAAUUAAAACGUGUUGAUUGAUGAGAUAAGUUUUAAAUUUGGAGCGUGGCGUAAUGAUUUUACAAUUAUGUUUUGUUUUUUUUAUAUACUGUGAGCUUCUUUUUUACCAGAAAUCUUGCUUUGAUAUAUUAAGUGUAGCACAUUUUCUGAAAGGAUAAAAGGAAAUUUUAUGCAGAUGGUACUUAAAGCAGAUAAUUUUUUUGAUUUUCCAAACGGUUUUCAUUAAUAAUUGGAAUAAAAAAAAUUGAAAAACGGGAAAAUGUACAUACAUGUAUAAAAGAAACUGCCCACCCGUCAUGUGAAAUAUGUCCGUCUUUUUGAAAUUGACAAUAUUAUGCAUUUGUAAAUCGAAUGUUGAAAAAUUACACAAAGUAUACGAAUAUAAUAUUUUAUUUAUUAUAGUUAAAUUAAUAAAAACCAUGACCGUUUCAUACAUCAUAACAACAGGAUGACGUAAAUCUAAAUCUUUCCAAUUAUACGAGAGUAUCGCAAUACGAUUAUUUUAAAAAUAGUUAUUGAAUCAUACAUUUGUUUCAUAAUAUAAUAUUAUGGUGAAUUAUCAAACAAUAUAAAAUAUUAUAUUAUUUGUGUAAUAAUUAAAUACCGGAUUUUGCAUAAACUGCACAUUAGUAUGUUCUACAUCAUACACAUGAGUCAAUGAGAGUCCAUAAAUCAUUACUGAUUGAUUAAAUAAGAAAAUAUUAUAUCGCAUAUUUUCGCAUAUUCCGACGUUAGUGCAUAUUCUGUAUGGUUUUACAUAUUUGGUCACUAUAAAUAAAAUUAAGUAAAAAAAGUACAAAAAUACGCCCCAUAAAGAUGAACAUGGAACACAUUUUGGUAACUUACUGUUUUACCAAUAUUAACAUACUAUAUUUUUCGUCGUUUUUUAUUAUUAUAAUGUACUAAAUUAAAUAACGAAAAUAAUAUUUAUUUGAUUUUUGCUAUGUAUUAAAAAAUAAAAAUAAAAUAUAUUCUUAAUGCAUUGUAGUUUUUAGUUUACAGAUUUUAAUUAAUUACCUAAUAAUAAUUUAAAAUGCUCAUACACCUUCUUAAAAAAGUCGAAUAUUAAAUUUUUAUACUGCAUAAUUAUGUAUUCUACAUAUAUUUUACUUUUUUUUGUACAAAUUAUAAUAAUUAAUAAUUCAUACUUCAAAAUUCCGAAUUAUAGUAAAAAAACCGUAAUUAAAAUUUUAAUUUUAUUACCAAUGCAUAUUUCGUAACUUUUUUCUUACAUACUUUGACUUUUUUUAGUACUUAUUUGCAUGCAUAUUUAAAAAUUAUAAGUACAUAUAAAUACGGACUUAAAUUAUUUGAAUAUUACCUUUUUUAAUUAUAUAACAUAAACAGUAAUCACAUAUGCAAUUUGUUUUGCUAGUCAAAUUUUGUUAGCAUUUCACUAACAUUUUUUUAUUUUUUAAAUUUUUUUUAAUUCGAUUUAUAGAGGGCUUCAGAACAUUUGGAUAGUGGUCCCUCAAGUACAAACAAGGUAUUUAAAUGGAUACGUGAAUAUGAAUUGUAUCCCCUCUCCUAAAAUGAGCACUCAAAUGCUUUACUGUUACUAUGUCCUAUGGUAUUCUCUGGCUUUUUAAAAGCUAUUGACUGUCGCCGUAUACGUAAUACAAGAAUAUAACACAUUUGGUAUAAUAUUAUUUUAUAUUUAAGUACAAGGUAUUUACGACUUUAUAAGGUUUGUUUGGCUAUAAUAUUAUUUCUAACCUUCCUGUCAAACUGCCACGACAAUAAAAACUGAGCAUAACAUCGGUUGGCCUAAAACGUGCAACGGUGUUCCCAUAAUUACCAACACUAUGCUGUUAAAUCUCAAGUAUACUGCGUAUAUUCUCAUAUAGUUAUUCAAACAAUUGUGACAAAAUCUUCAUGAUAUAAUAUUACCAUUCAUAUUAUCAAUUAUUUCACUAAAACUACUAAACUAAAUUAUUUUUAUUUUAAAUUUACUUAGGACUUACAAUAAAACAAUAAUGCAUAAUUAAUUAUAUUAUUUAUACCUACUUGUUUUUGUAAUAUCAUUAAUAAAAAAAAGACGGACAUAUUUCAAAAGUGAGUGCAGCUAUUGUUGUAGGUAGGAAGUUUGGAAAAUAGAAUACAGAAGAGAAUUGAAUGUAUAUCUGUAAGCAGCGAUAAACCAUUGCUAACGAAAAAACGAUUCUGAGCAGAAUUCGGUUGAUAAUGAUGCUUAAGUAUGGAAUAAAGAAAUAUAAUAUAGAAAUAAUAAAGUAAAAUAAAAUUAUUAAAAUGGUUAAUACUCGUAAAUAAAUAUAUUGAAUCGCGUUUUAUAUUUUGACUGUGAUAUACCUGAUGAUGAAUUUUUGAUUCAAAACUGGUCGUACAAUACACUUAUCAUACUACUCCAGGUGACGUAUUCAUUCUUUUAUUUAUUAUUUUUCAUUUGUAUACGAAUUAAUUUUUUAUUUAUAGAUUUAUCUACUAUAUUUAAAAACGAGUAGUUAAAAGAAUGUAUUAAAAUCUAUAUUUAUUUCAUUUUAAUAUAGCUCGGUCUAUAGUAUUGCUUUUUCAACCAUAUGCGUUUCCAUGACAACAAUGAUUGACAACCAUUCUUUUUAAUCUUUACAUUUUUUUCAACCUAAAGAACCAGGUUUUCUUCGUUAUCUCGAAUAUGAAAAUUUCAAGAAAUGAAAUCUCUAAAGUACCACUCAGAGAAUAUUUCCUUUCAGAAAAGACGCUAUACUUGAUAAUCGGAGUAAGCUAUCUAGUAGAAAAAGUAUUUACAUAAAAAAAAAUAAGAAAAAAAAUAUCUCUAUGAAACAAAUAAAUUUUUCGCUACGCUCAGAAUCUAAAAAAAUUGUCAUUACAAAUAUCGUAUAAUUUAAAAAAGUUGUUUAAAAAAAAGGUGAUAAUUUUUUUUUUCACUUUAGAAGGCGCGCGUAUAAUAAAAAUUAUUGAGAACCAACGACCAAUAGGUAUCUAUAGUGUACAACUGAGAAUUUAAAACUCGUUCCCCUGUUGUUUGACCGCGAAAUCGAAUCGGCUGCGCGAUUGUUUUACACGAUUACACUGUAUACACGAUACGCCGUUUUCUGAGGAUAACUCCUUUCUUCCACAACGAAUUUUCGAUAAUAUAUAUUAUAUUACGUAUGAUGUAACUGUAUAUAUAUAUAUAUAUAUAUAUACAUAUAUAUAUAUGUGUAUGUAAUUAUUUAUUUAUAAUACUGAAGCAAUGUAGGUAAUGCAUAUUAAUAAUGAUUACAUUAUACAGCACGUCCUAUCAAAAAACGUUACUUCACACCGUUUACAACAAAUUACACCACGUGUAAGUACAUGAUUCUUGUCGGAAAUUUGUGUUAAACAAAAAAAAAACUUUGGCACACGAUCAGUGGCGUAUCCAAAAAUUUUUUUUUUCGGGGGAAGGGGGAUUGAAAAAAAUAUAACAAAUGAAAUUGUUUUGAAUUUUGUGUGUACUAUAAUCAUACAUUAAACAAUUUAUAACUAUUUUACAGCGCUAAUUGUAUAAAAGUUAAAUAUUUAUCUCUUUUAAAAACUGUAAACGUAUACUCAUUUUUCGUUUUGACCUAUUAUUACAAUACACACACUACGCUAGACUAGACUUGUAUAUUAUUAAUUGGUAUUAUUUGUGUAUACUGUCAAGUGCAAUAACACUUUUUUCUUUAUUAAAACUAUAUAUUAGUAUUUUUUUUUAUUUCGAAGACAUUUCGGGAGGGUUACCCAAGUCCCCCUGGAUACGCCACUGUAUACGAUAUUCCUACACGCGGUCUUCUCUUUCCCAAAAAGGGACCCGAACUGAUCGUUUUCAAAACUAAAUAUACACACCCGACAUUUCAAACAAAUUAUUUAAUGAUAAUUUAUUUUUAAAUCGUGUACAAUUUAUGUUUAUAUUCAGUAUUAAAGUAAGUUGCACGUGUUAAAUUAAUACAAAAUCAAUGAACAAUUAAAUCAUUUAAUAAAUUACGAGUACAGAAAUUAAAUCUAAUGUAAAAAUCCCAUUCUUACAAAUGAUAUACUUUAUUUAUUUAUUUAUUAAAUGUACUAAUACAUUAUCUUUACAAUAAUUACGUGACCGACCAUCUUAAUAUAGAACUAUUUUACAAAUUAUAAUUAUGUGUAAAAAUUAUUACACCUAUUAUUCGUAAAUAAUAUAUAAUUACUAAAUAAUUAAGUAAGUAUACUAGGAUUUUGAAGAAACUUAUUAUUUCACUUUUGAUAUACGCAUUAAAUUAAAGACGUACAUUAUUAUGCAUCCCUAAUUAAUUUUACUCGUUCUCAUCAUUGUGAUAAAGUCUGCAGUAGGUAACUUUAAUGCACUCAACAAGAGUGUUGUGUAUAGUAAAUAGGUACAUAAUAUAAUAUUGUGUGUACAUAACUAUGUCUCACAGACAUUCUUAUAAAUACUAUUUAUCAAACCCUCGCCGUGUUUAGUUGUAAGCGUAUUAAUAUUAAUAAUAUAUGAGCAACUGUUUUCUAUUUGAAAAAUUCACCGUUUGCAUUCGGAGAAUGCUGCAAGAGACAGGUGGCGCAUAUCCGAAGUUUUUUCGGUGGAAGGGAAGCUGACAGCUUUUUUUCAAGAUCCUUGAACCGACCUUACUUUUAUUUAAAACCACUAUUUUUUUGAGAUUUCGGGGGGCCUAGGGCCCCCCAGCCCUUUAUAAAUAUGUUCCUUGUAAUAAGAGUAGGUUAUAAUUUGAUAGAUUUACUUCAAAAUUAGUAGUUCUUGUGCGCAGACAAAAUACAGUAAUAAUUUAUUUUAACUGUUUCUCUAUCCGUCUCUUAUUAUCAAUAUUCAAUACUCAGAUCGGUGUGCCGUUUUGCUCCAUCCGUUUCUGACUUCCACUGUCCCUUAAUUAUUAAUCGCGUCUAUAAUUUCAUUUAUGAUCAGUUUUAAAAAUUUUGGUCAAGAUCUUCCUACAUGGUUCUUCCUUUCGAUGUUUCUUUCAAUUGUCAAUUUUAAGUUUUAACAGAUCUAAUUGACAUCUCAUUACAUGGCCAAUCCUUUAAUUUCGUCUCCUUAUCAAACUUUUUUACAGUGCUCUUCUAAUACAUUUAUUCGAUAUAUACGAUACAUACGAUUCUUCUGUAACACCAUACUACAAUCGCAUCUAAUCUAUUUUGUUCUUAUAUUAAUAUCAUUCAAUAUCACUUCCAAAUAUCAUAUUUUGUUUAAAACAUAUCUUUAAUACAUUACUCCUUAAAUGCAGGAGCGUGCUCACGCAAAGGUGGAUGAAAGUGUCAUGUCCAGCCUUCCUUGACCAAUUUUUAUAAUUAAUUUAUAUUUCAUGAAUUUUCUGUAUAAUUAUCAUGUUAUAUUAGUAUUUAUUGUUAUUUAGUGAUAACAUUUUUAUAAAGAUUUCCAUAUAAAUCUUGAUAAAAAAACUAAAACGCCUAGAAUAUAAUAGACUUAGUUUUGUAACUUUAUGAUAUAAUGCAAUGUAUUUUAUGUUUUUAAAUAAUUUUUAAUCGUUAAAAUACAUAUUUCAAUUGUAGAUUGAGAUUUCAGUUUAUUUUGUAACAAUAAUUCGAAUACUGAAAUUUAUAUUGCUCCUAUCAUGCAAAAAAGUUAUGCGCGUUACUACUUAAAUUAAUACUAAUAUCACAUAAAUAUUAAAUACGAUGUCAUUUUACUGUUAAAAUCUAUUUUAGCAUACAUUAUUUUACAUAAUGCGUUUAGUUAUAUCCUUAUCACUUCAUUGCUGAUUAUAUAAUAUAUUGUCUAAGUGAACUCAUUCACUUGUUCCAUUUCUUGAUAUUAUCAAUAUAUUUUUACCCUUGCAUUAUUUAUUCUUCCACAUAUAAGAAUUUAAUUUUUCUAUAAAAGUUGAACAGAAAAAAUUAAGAAACAUAAUUUACUUAAAAUUAAUAAAACAUUAUAUUACCACUAAUGAUAGUGUUUUAUGCUCAGGUAUGAGUUUUUAGAAAACAUAACUAAAGUAUAUAUUCUAAUAUUUAAAUUGCAUAUAGUUUGAAUAAUUUUCACUCCUGGGAACACUUUAUAGUAUAUUUUAAGAGACGUUAUUUCUAUAAAUUAUAGUUUGUAACAUUUGAGUUGUUAAAUUCUAUGGGUUUGGACACAGAAUAAAAAUUAAAUUUUAGUGUCACUUGUAUAGGUAUAAGUGGUAUCACGUAUAACUAAAACAACCGUUUACAGUGGUAACUAUACAAUUUCAUUAGUAUUAUUAUUGUUAUUAGAAUUUACGCAAGUGUCCGAUAUUAUAUUAUUUUGGUUACCGUGUCGAGUAAAAACACAGUCAUCUACUGCACCGAACAUAAUUCACACUUUCUUUUCAAUUCCCUGUGCGGCAAAAUACAAACGGUUUUUUUUCAUAAGCAUAAUACAUAAUACAUCUAAUAAAUAAUACGCAAAACGAAGUUUUCCUGUGAAAACGCAGUGAUGUGUAAUAACUAUACACCAGUGACGUGGCGAAGGAGGUAAUCGAAAAGCGGCUGACUUUUUUUAAGGAGUGGUGGGUGGGUGAGUAACAACUAAUGGAUAACAAUAUUAUAUUUUGUAACUAUGAAUGCAGGAAAAUAAUGCACAAAAAAAUAUUUUGAUAUUGAUAAAUCGGUAGUCAGUAUUCACUCUGACGAUAGUAAUGUUCCACCACGCUUCUAUAAAUAUGUCAAUUUGUAAGAAAGUUAUAAAACCCAAUGUGAAAUCUUCAUAUAUAGUAGUAGUCAAUGGAUGGGUCAUGAGAUCGUCGAUAGGUAGGUGGGUAUUGGAAGAAAAUACUUGCCUUUUAAAAUAUUUGAAUUCGCCAUGCCACUAACUAUAUUUGUAAUGUUUUGGUUUUCAUUUUUGUUUAUCGUUAAUAUUAUAUUAUAUACCUAAAUAUUGUUAAAUUUAUGAGCCUUGUUAUUAAACGGUGCAAGUGGUAGGAUCAGGUCUAGACAAUCCUUCGUCCCAUCCCCAUUUUGGUACAUGCGAUAAUAGUAAUGGUUAUAUAAUCAAACAUAUACCGUCAGCAGUGAUACAUUUGAUUUACAUUCAAACGCUAAUGUAAACUCAACUUUUUUACUAGCCGAUAACAACGACUUUAUGAUAAAACGUCAUAUCGAAUUGUUCAAUUUUUUUUUAGGUACGUGGUAUAAACAUAUAGAAGACCAAAAAUCAAGAAGAAAAACCAAAACAAAUCGAAAAUUGUAUGUAUUUAAAUACACGAAAAAGACGAAAGACCAUCAUAUUAUUAUUUGUGGAAUGUUUAGAAAAUAUUAACACACGGCAUAUUCGAUAAUAAAAAACCGUCAUGGUGUUAAGUGAAUAUUCUUUUUAAUGACGUUUAUUCGGUUUUUAUCUUGUUAUUAGACCAAGGUAUAAAACAAGACACUAAUUACACUCUCCGAUUUACGCACCAGCUAUAAAAUCAAGCAUCUAGUUGCUAGACGCUAAAUGUCAUAUUGUGGUGCAAGAAAACUUCGAUAGGAGCUAGUCGAAAAAUGUGUUCAUAGACAGAAGAGAAUAGAAAAAAAUCACUGACACUCGAAUCACUUUGGAAUACAGAGUUCUGUAUUACUAUUAUUAUAAUGUGCACUCGUAUUAUGCGAUUAAGCGUUUAUUUCUUUACGGUAAUAUACAUUAUUAUAAACGGCUUUCGAAAAUACGGCCACGAGUUUAGUUCGAUACGCGUCGUAAUAGUCUGGUAUUUUGGCAAAAAAAAUUUGUUUUUUCUCCCUCACAUUUGUCACGUCAUGGCUCGGUUGGACACGCUCCCUCAAAUAUAUAUUAAUAAAUACUCAACGCAACUAACGAAAUUAUAUUCUCGUGACAACAAUAUAGGUUUAUUGGUCCUAUUGGAUAAUUGAUAAUAAACGUAUUAUUAUGUUUUACAAUCACCGACUAGAGAUAUUAUAUUACACAAGGAAGGAUAUAGUAAAUUUGGAAAUUGUGUCAUAUUGUACAACGUAUGUACAGACUUAACAAUUAGCAUCAAUUUUUAAUGUACAUAAUAGUAGUUUUGUAAGACAUGGAUAAUUUGCUUGCCCUAAAAUUAUCAUUAGAAUCAAAUAACUAUAUAGUAUGUAGUAUCAAUUUAUUUACUAUUUAGAUAUAUAUUAAUCCAACCCCUUCAUAUUAUAUUGUGAUUAGAAUAUUGAUUCUGUUUUAAACAAAAAAACGUGUACAUUCAGAUUUUGUUUGAUAUAUAAACUAUUGUUAAUUUUUACGGCUAAAAAAAAUAAGAAUUUAAAUUUGAAAAUAAGUAAUCAUUAACUUAAUUUGAGUAGGUAACUGAGUUAAGUUUGACAUUUUCAGGAAAAUAAUAAUAAAUAUUAAGUUGAAAGUUACUUUUUUUUUUGAUUACCCUUAACUAUACACUCAUAACUUCAUAAACACAAAAUAGGCGAUAUUCUCAUCAAGAAAUAAUUUGUAUAAAAAAAGGCUUAAAUUCAUUUUUAGAAAUAAAUUAAAUAUUAAAAAAUAACUAUAAUUAAAGUUGAGAUUAUUUAUUAAAAGAAAUCACUAUAAGUUAUUUUCUAGCAUUUAAUAUUUUUUUUAAACUAUAAAUUAGUUAAAAGUUACCUUAACUAUUAACUUUUAAACUAGUUUAGCCCAGCUUUGAAUACUUUACAUAAUAAUAUUAUAAAAUCACAAUAACGAGUGCAACGUUAAAUUUUAGGGAAGACAUGAAUCCAUGCAUGUAAAGUAUUAAUUUUUUUCCAUAUUAAUUGAAGGAAGUUUCAUAUAUGACGUGAAUUUUUUGUACCUCUCCGUUAACAAGUUUUCGAUCUGAAUACUUGCUACAACAAAAAAAACUUUUUACUUUUGGUUACCUAUAAAUUAUAUUCUAUACAAAUUAUUUUAAAGUCAUAAAAACUACUAGCUAUUAUAGCGAAUACCUUCUACAUAAAAAAAAAAAUAGAGUAAAGACCUUUUUUCCACUGAAAUUUCACUAACGUCGUGAUGUCGAAAAAUAAAUAAUUCAAAAAAUUAGAAUACAAUAGGCAGUUUCAUGUCUAGAAACAGUCAAAGCUGAUAUACCGAAUCACAUAACUUACAUAAAAAAUAACUAUAAUUUAUUUUAAUAAUACAAUAACAUUAAAUUAUGUUAACUUAAUGUAUGCGAUACACUAUGCCUUUUGGAAUGUCGGAUCUUUGCAAUGAUUUAACAAAGAAAAUCUAAACAUAUUUCAUGCGUAUGCAGGCUUUAUAGACGUAGGAUACGGGGGUCUAAGCUAAACUGCACUUUUUUCGUACAUUUUUGCAAAAAACUUUUGACUACAUACUCAUUUUCAGAAAAAUUGUAAGAAAUAUUAAGGGAGCUAAAAGAAAUGUUGGGGGCUAUAGCCUUCUUACCGCCAGAUUCUACGCCUAUGGUUGGCUUCUGCUAUACGCGGAAAAUUGCAGGGAAAGUAUAACAAUAUAUGGUGUACCUAACUCAUUUAGUUUAAAUAUUAAUUUAAAAGAUUACACGGAAAACUAUUCUGAUCGAAUUGUUAGUUUUAUUUAUCAUUUAUUUAUUAUUUGUUCUAAAUUUAAGUUAAACAUUUUAUUCACGUAAAUCGAAAGAAAAAAAAACACUAAUAAUAAAAAAAUUUAGAAAUAAUAUACCCAUCGUGUUUAGAAAAUGCUAGUUAAUAAAAUAAGAAUUUUUUCGUAAAGGUACUUAUAUUAGGUACUAUAGAAUACUAAAUCGACUUUUCGAAUUCGUUUUUUGUUGGCUUUUCAAUUUUUUAAUUUUUUAUUAUUAGUAAAAAAAGAAAACGAGGAAUUUUAUUACUCUCUCUCUCUCACUUCAUUUUAAAUGGGAUUCCCUACGGCACAAAGUGCUACAAAGCUCCCAUGAAAUUUCACAAGUCCCACUAAUCUUCUGGUUGUAAUCGCGCAUAUUCGUAACAGGAAAAAAAGCGUUUAUCAUAUAUAGCUAGUAAAACCCAUGCGCUUUGAAUGCUGAUACCAAUAGCACAAUCGGUUAUAAAAAUAUACACACCAGUAGAUAUGCGUAUGGUAUAUACGUUUAUUUACGCUCGUACACACAAAGUGACACCGACAUUUUAGAAAUAGUUGUAUUUUGUUUUCAUGCUAUCUCCGUGCACCGAUAUCGACGAUAACUGUCAGCUCGUUUGUUUUGUUUAAUACAUCCAUAAGCCGUAAUGUCGGUGUUCGAACGGUCAAUAUUUUUCGUCGUGAAAAUUCGGAUGUUGUCAAACGCAUGACAACGUUUAUAUUGUUGUUCUGCUGUUUGAAUAAAAGAUACACAAAAUGAACGUAAGUACAAAAUAAAAAUCUUACAUAAGUAAUAUUUUUAAAAAAAAAUCCACGUAAAACCGUUUUCCAAUAUCUUCAAAAAGUAUGUAACAUACAAAUAUAUAGAGCACAAAAAUGAGAUUUAUUACAAAUCUAACGUCACUGUACGUUUUUCUUCUACGUCUGUUUGAAUGUACGUGAUGUGAAAUAUUAUAGAUACCUACACAAAAGCAAGGUAGUAUACGAGAAAAAAAGAUCAGAAUAGUUUAUAUUUCAUAAGUUAUAACGUAAUAAUGAACAAAAGGCUGUCGUUCUUUUUUCAAACAUUAAUAACGUUUAACCCUUUUUCCAAAAUCCUGUGAUACACGUGGAAAUGUAUUGAUUGACGUAAUGUUAAACGAGUGGGAAAUAUUCAAAUUCACUUACAUAUAAUUUUAAAAUUAAACCUCCCUAUCAUUCACGCACGAGUAUUUAUAUUGUCUAGGAAAUUUGUAUUUAAAAUUAAAAACUAAAACAAAUAUACCCUUUGAAUGGCUUUUAGUGUUUCUUACUCGUCGUGGAAAUAUUAUAAACACGAUGACAUAAUACGAUUAUCCUUAUUAGGUUUGCUUUAAGCGUAUGUUCAAUAUUUGUAUAGCUACCACACUCGCGUCUUUGUUGCCAUUUUGUAAUUUCGCGUGUAUGCGUGCCAAUUUAAUAAGUAUCCAAGGAGUAGGUACAUUCGCCUGCAGUCCGCAAUCGAAAUCCGGUUUUGCUACUGUAUUGACAUGAUAUAUUAUAGCUACAUAGUAACGUUUCACAACAAAUCGAGGGAUAUUUUUUAAAUAUCGAAAUGUCGUAGCUCGUAAAACAAGUGUUUGGAAACGGCGAUAGCUAUUUCGGUAGUUUAUUGUGCAGUGCGUUAUAAAUACUAUUUAAUAUUACGGGCGUUCUCCACCUGAGCGCAGACACCUCCCCCUACCCUAAAAUAGUUAUGUCAUUUUUAUUUUUUACCUUAAAACUAUCGGAUAGACCGUUUGGGAGUUUCUUUUGAAUAGUGUUAUCCGGAAUUCACGCAUGAUAUAAAAAAUCCUGACCUACCUUUUGGUUUGAACUCGCGAUGUUGUACCGAUGAAGUUAUAGUGGAUACCCUGAGUGAAAAUCAAAAACCUUUAAUCGUUAAAAAAUCGCGUUGGGUUUAGAUAAAGCAAGGAAGGAUAAUGGAAAAACCACAUGAUCAAAGUGCCCAGGUCACAGGAAUCGGAUAAUAAUGUGCUUUAUUUUUGUACUGUCCACAGCAUGUUAUAUAAUUCUAUAAUCGCGCUCAUUUGGAAUGUAGAAACCUACCUGGAUAAAAUAACAGCUUACCUAGUAUACCGCGCUCAAGUGGCCUACGAUUAUAUCGUACCGCACUCAGAUAACCCACUCCCAAUUUUAUAUACAUACGUCGUCGUUAUACCGAUGGCGACCAUUGUGUGCAAAGUGACAAGAGUGCAAAACUAUGCAUAAACGUCUUAUUUUAUCCCUAUAUGCACAUACCGAGUGAUUCAUUUAAGUGGGUACACUCAUUAUCUCGGAAAGUAUUAACUUCUUUCGGAAUUUGUUUUCUAGAACAUUUAAGAAACAACCAGCUAUACAAUUUUAUAUCUAUGUUAUUUUUUGUAACCCUUAUUUUUUGAUUUUCAAAUGGCAAUCCAUAUUAAAAAUUCCAUAAAUAGAUGGAGUAUUAGUUAAAAUAAAUUUGAGUGAAAAAAUUUUUGAUUUCCGUUGAUCCGUUGAUGAGAUAUUCAACUUUUAAGUUUGGGUUGGAGGAGAGUAAUGAUAUAUUAUUAACACGUCGCGCGCCGUACCGCCACACGAAUGACACACCACUAAUCUCCUCCAAUCCAAACUUAAAAGUUGAAUAUCUCAUCAACGAAUCGGCGGAAAUCAAAAAUUUCCGGAAAAAUCGUGUACUUUCCGAGAUAAUGAAUAUACCCAUUUAAAUGAAUCACCCGGUAUGUGCAUAUAGGGAUGAAGAAAGCGUCCGAGUGAUAUCAAAAAUAACUUAGAAACCACUUGGUACAUAAUUCUUGAUUAAAAUGGAAACAAAUAUAAGUUUAUUAUUAUUUUUUUUAAAUUUAAAUUUUUAAAUUACUUGAUCACUUUUGGAAUGAAUGCGACGACGUAUCAAUAUCAAACGAACGCCCAUAUUCGAUUAAUUUGUGUCGUUAAAAUAAAUCGAUUAAAAAAAAUUAUAACAAAACCCGACCACAAACAUAGAAAAUUACCAUUAUCCUUGGCCGAAAUAAAUAAUACAAUUAAAAGUUUCAUCCGUCGAUCAUACAUUUUGUUAGGUAUUUAAACAAUUCAAAUUGUUUCUUUCGAUUUAUUUGAAAAGUACAAUGAAAACACCGCUAUAAAAAUGGUCAACCAAAUAACAUUCAGAUAUUCAAAUAUUUUAUUAUUUAUUUAUUUAACUAUAAUUUUAAAAAGGAAAAAAUUGUGUAAUAAAUUACCGAGAAAUUAUUCAAUGAGAAGUUUGGAAUUGAUUGUCUUAAAAUAUUUCUCGUAUUCGUCAACUUUGGUUGUCCGAUCAGCAGCGACUCUUGUUCGUCACUAAGUUGUCACUGUCCUAAAAUCUGACGUAUUUCAUUUUUGCAAAAAUCUGCUCACAUAAAUAAAGAAUUGGCACUAGAGAAAUAUCGUAAUCGUUUCACGGGUACAUUUCUUGGGAUUUGGAAAAGAAUCGUUCGGCAAUGUUUGUAGUCUCAUUUCCUUGAAACAUUUGUCUUCGAACAGGUUAUUUGUUUUAAACCAGACUGUAACGCAGAAUACAAGACACGAUGAAAAUCAAUACUGAACGAAAACUGUAAAUCUAAUUCAAUAUUAUGUACUCAUAAAUAACAGUGCCGUCGCGCGUUGACUAAUAUAAGAUAACGACAUACGUGACAUUCGAAGGGUUUUUCGUUAUUUUAGUUGUUAAAACAAAAUCUUGAUAAACACCUUUUAGGGCCUUUUCAGACGAGACGUUUCGUGUCCGGUCUCCCGGCGUCUGAAAAGAAUUGCAUGGCUAAGAUAACAUUUCUGUAAAUAUAAAAAUAUACACACGGGCACGGACACAGAAUACGUGUCCCGUUUCCGCUAGCCGCCGAUACUAUAAUGUAUGUUCGUGUCUUGGUUUCAAAUAAUAGGUACAUUAUUUUCAAUUAAUACGUUCGGAGUUUAGACUGAACAAGCUAAAAAUACACGUCUAUGUACUUUUGUUUUUUUUCCCCUGUAUUAUUAUAACUUCUAUUACAAUAUUGAUAUAAUUAUUUAUAUAUAUACAGAUUGACUUGAUAUAAUUUAUAUUAGAAUUUAUUAUGAAUAUUGACACACGUACGUGAACCAAUUACAGAGUACACCCGUAAGAACCUUUUACGUAGUUUUUCUUUUCUUUUUUUUCUUUUUUUUGUUCUUUUAAUAAGACAAUGUACACAAUAAAAUGACUUCUUCCGCCUCCAUGUCGGCCAUGUCAAUCCACAUCAUGUCGGGUCAACAAUGAAUGAAAACUAAAGCCGUCUUCACACGAAGCGACUCCCAGACGACGCGACGGAUACUCGAGUAUCGGACGUUUGAGUUGCUUUUUAGUAGGAUACCCAUAACCAUAAGCAAUACACUUAACUACUCUUAGCUACCACGCGUCGCUUAGGCGUAGCGUCGUUUAUGUCUUUCCAGUACUUAAUAUAGGAAGUGAUUUACAAGAUACACGAGUAUCCGUCACGUCACCUGGAAAUCGUCUCGUGUGAAGACGACCUAAUAAUUCUAUCAUAAUCGUAUCGUAAUAAUAUUACAAUUAAAUAUAGUGCCUAUGUUUUCAUCAGAUACCUGUGUUCUGUAUACUGGCUCGAUUCUAGUAUUUGAGACAGAUAUUUAGGUACCUAAAACCUAAAUAUUUUUAAAUUAUCAAUAUAAUUACUGAUAAUGGUGAGAUUCGUUUUUUAUUUCUGAUAAUACCUAUGUAAUAUUUGUCUCUAUCCGUAUGCGAACUAUUAACACCCUAUCCCUCGUGUACUUUUCAAAAUAUUUGUCCCGUCACUUUCAAGGCUCGCGAUAAGCCGCCACUGACAGUAACCGCAUGUGAUGUAAAUGGGAGGGGGUAGGAUAUUAUUUUCGUACCAGGGCACAACAUUUCUAAAUGCGGCUCACUGAGUCUAUAAUACUAAUGAUUUGAAUUUUAAAAGAACAUAAUAUUAUACUGUGUUGCUGUAACAGUUGUAGUAGAUGUACAUAAUUUGAUAAUAAUAUAAUGAAAACGCGAGUAUAGUACAUAAUAUUACUAUGAUAAAUGAUGGUGUAACAUCCUCUUGAGAAUGAUAUAUUAUGGAAACAUUGGAAACUGCGCGUAUAGACGCGGUUAUUGUAAACUACUUUGUACUCCCGUAUUUCAAAUAACUUUGAAAUGUUUAACGUUUAACGUAUGAUCUGUUUAUGAUACCGUCGUCGCCGUGGUAGGUACCUGUACACAACAAUAAUAUAAAAUAGAUUAUAAACCGUCGCAAACCAAAUGCGAUUUUGUUGAAGUGAGUGAAACUCGGAUAAGUGUUUGUUUGUUUAUUAAAUUUAAAUUUGUGUACAUUUUUAAGUACGCAACACAAUUUUUAAUUCGUGUUCGUACCUAUUUUAAUUGAUUUUUACGAAUUAUGUCGAAAAUUUAAACUUCAAACCUUACCCGUUAAUACUUAAUAAUAGUGGCAUUGCUGUUGUUUUCCUUUUAUCCAAUUUAAUAAUAAAAUAAUAUACGAUCGACUAUUAUGAGUUAUGACGAACAAAAUGUGCAGCAGUUCUUUUAUAGCAGUAAAAUAAUUUUAUGCUCAUGAAUCGGAAAAAGUAUAAUAGGUAAAUACGCAAAAUGUUCGUGAUUUUUACGAGUUUCGGCAUUAUUUGAACUUCAAACGCUAUAAAGGAAAACUAUUAUAUGCCACUACGAUUGACCUAUUUUUUUUUUGCUAUGAAUAGUAGCGUUACUCUUUUAUCGAAAUUUCCUCGAAAAUAGAACUUGUUUUAUGUGUGCUGUAUAUUAUAUAACAUAUACAUAUCUUUUUCCUGCUACUUUUGGUCACUUUUACACUCUGGACCAAAUAAGCUCAAACUUGGGAAUUAAAGUUGUUUUAUGGCAGAUGGAAAUAAUAAAAGUUAAGUUGGAUUUAUUUUUGUUUUUACGGGAGAAGGGUGUUUUUAGCUUUAAACAGUAAUAAACAUUUUUUUUUUUAACCUUGUCGACAUUUUUUUUUUUUAAGGUAGUAUGUAAUGUACGUAGUAUCGUAGUAUUGUAUUAUUAAAGUAUUUCAUUAUUUUUCAUCUUGCAAAGAAUAUUUCUAUAAUACAAAUAAGUGGAGGGGGGAGAGAAAUAUAUAACUUUAAAUAAAUAAAUUUAUAAUUUAAACACUUAUAAUAGUGUUCACCCACUGUGCAAUUAUUAUCUCAGAAAUGUUAAUAAGACGUUCUGUUGAAACACAGAAUAUCACAAAUUUCGUUCCAUAUAAGUAUGUUUAACAUCCCUAUGUUGUUAUUAUGGCAGCAAUCAUGUCUUUCACAAUACAUUUUUUAAACAUGACUUUUUAACAUCCGUACAACAGUUAUAUCACAUUGCUUAUUGAAAUCUCGUUAAUACGAUAUCCCUGAUAUACUGAUAAUGGGGCGCGUUUGUAACUCAAUCAGGUAAGUUUUAAAUCUAUUUAUUUCUAACAUACCAAGAACCACAAAAUCGUGUUUAUAAAACAACAUUAUACAUACUUGAAAAUAUAAGCCCUGUAUGCAAAAAUACAAAAAAUAAAAACGCAAUAAAACGGAAUCUUGUUUCUGCCGCCGCUGGGUAUUGAACCUACAUAAACCUAUGUUAGGCACCAAAAAAAAUGUUUAGUGGGCAACUGCUUAAGGGAGUUUUUCUUCUUUUUAAUUGAAUGUAUUAAUUAUAACGUCAAAUUACUGGGAAUACCUGGUGUAUCACAUAAAUAAUGAAAAUUUCAAAUUUAACCCCCGUCCCUCUUCUCGAUAUAUUUUCCUGACUACGCCACUGUUGUAUAGAUACUUAAGCUUAUUUGUGUAGAUCAAGAUCAAUUUAUACUAUAUUUUACUCGAUCGUAUGAUAAGCGUAAGUACAUAAAAAUGUAAAAAAAAAGUCUCCACUCCAUAUUUAAUUGCGUCAAUAUCGUCAAAAUCACUGAACAAAUUUAGAGGGCGUGUUUAUGACGUGCAAUAAUUCAUAAUCUAAUAGUACCUAUGUAACCCAAAAAAAUAUAAUAUACUCAGAAACACAGUAGCAUCAUAAGCAUAUUUCAAAUCCUAAACAAAGUAUUAAAAAAUAACACAAACGAGACCACCCCACUUUUCCCCUUGGCGUGUUUCUAUAGAACUAAGGAAUUCCAUUAGGGAAGCGUCGUUCACCACGCCACCGUUGGUAACCGUACUUUUGGGAGAAAAUGUUUGUUUUAAAUUCAUAAAAAAAAUAUCGUCAAAGUAAAAUACAGACCGUUUUAUGGCUUAAAGAUAAAUCGUUUUAGAUAUACAGGUGGUACGUGCAUAUAUAAUAAAGGUGGCAAUAUGCAUUUGUUGUUGUAUACGCAACGAAAACUUUUAAAUCCUUUGACCUUUGGUAUCGUUAAAACUUUGUAUACAACAAUAAUAUUCCACUAGUCGUAAACACGAAUUCUUGUAUGGUAUUAACUAUACUAAGUGCGUGAAGAAAAAUAUAUCUGUACCCUGUACAUAGGUUGGUGCAAGAGGGGGUCAUAUUUUAUUGAUUAUGAAAUAGCGAUUUGUAAAAUUCAGUUUAAAAUAAUCGCAUCGGGCCCUUUCUAGAACCAUUUCAAUGGAUCAAAACAUUCUGAUUAUUUUUAAGCUAUUUAAGAUGUUUAUUUAUAGCCAUUCGAAAUUGUUGAGGUUUUACUUCGUUUUAUGUGGAUAAAAUUGUUUUAGCCCAGAAAAAAUGCUCACAUUUCAACUCGAGAGUCGUCAUCAAUAACAGUAUAUUACUUAGUAUUACUUAGUGGUAAAAAAAAUUGUGCGUAAUGUAGGUAAUCAAUAAUUUUGUUUAAUAAGCAUUUAAAGUUCAGUUCGUAAAAAUCGCUCUUAAAGUCAAAACAUAUUUCACUAAAAUUCGCUUAAAAUCGAUUUUUUUUAGCAAUAAUUUAUCGUUGCAUACAGAUAUAAAUUAAACUACUCUGUUUAUCCUACGAUCCCAAUUUCCCAUCUACAACAGUGGUACAACCAUAAGCACGCCCAUCAACUGCUGUAUCGUCUCUUUUUUUAUAUAUAAUUAGAUAGGCAAUAGUAGUAUAGUAGCAAUUCCUAAAAUAUCUUAAUAUAUUAAACUACGUAUAAUUUAAUAUACAUUUAAAGAUAUUGUAAAAUAAAUAAAUAUUUUAAAGAUAAAACAUUUUACAAUAUAUUUGUAUGUCUAAAGUAAAAAAACAUUGUAGUAAACAUAAGUAGGAAUCAUAAAAAUCGAAAAACAAUUUUUAUCAAAAUCCUAACCAGAACCACAAUAUACAAUUAAUAAAUCGUGAAAUUUAAAUUAAUUACUCAGAAAAACUGGGCGCUCUGAUUUGAAACCUGGGCUACUAAACAUCCCGAUUACCUAUGUGCGUCUAUGAAUAGCGGGUCGCAUGAAAAUCAUUUUCGAAUUCCUUUCGACGUUAUUAAAAUAAUUUCUGUAAUAUUAUCAUUAUUUAUUUGUAGAAGUGAAUUAGUAACAUAUAUUCGUAUUAUUAAUUAUACAAUAUGUAACCUAUGACAAAAUGUAUUGUUUGAGUAACAAAACAAUAUCGCAUAUUGUAAUAUAAGGUUAGCAAAAUUUAACUAUGAAUUCCUCAUGGUCACUCUGCAACCAUGGCCUUUUCGUCCAAGUUCAGCUGUAUACCUACAGGACGGUUUUGUUUUCCAUUACGUGGAAGCCAUUAUUAUUUCAGUCAAAUUAAUGAAGUGCACAUACAAUUUUAUACAAAAACAUACGAUAUGAUUUACCGAUUUUUAUAUUAUUAAUGCGAUUUUAUAAUAUUAACAAUCGAUAGUUUGAAUUAUGCGCCUACACGGGGUGAUCAACAUGAUGUAAAACAUUUAUUAUCCCGGAAACUAUGAACUUUGAUUGUAGAACAUUUAUAAAAUUGGUAACUCUACAAUUUUAAAUUAUCCUAUUUUUUUUUUUUUUUUGUGCUACACAUAAAAAUCGGAGCAAAAUUGCUGGUAAAAAAGUCGUUCAUAGAAAAAAACAAAAACAGAACACCGUUGUAAAACCAAUACUAAAAACUAAAAGUAAACGCUUGAAAGAACAAAUUCCACUUUUAAGGAACGAGUUCCGUUUUUGUAGUAGGACGAGAAAAGGGAACGAAUUCCUUUUUAAAAGGAACGCUGCCGAAACUGGGUCUAACCCCUUCCGAAAGUCCUCCUAGUUGCUUCUAUCAUGUUAAUCAUAAAUAUAAAUAGUUUAAAUUGUUGAAUUAAUAUCGGACUGAACAUGUAUUAAUGGAAUUAUAUUUUAAAACGAAUAAUAUGUCGAAAUAUUAUAAUAUGUUAUGAAAAAUUAGUAGGUGGGUACUUUUCAAAUGUGAUUUUAUACUACACAGUUUUUGUGUGUGUACGUGUGUAAACACCGGUGUGUGGUAAUAUUGAUGGUGUAGGUACUGAUACCUACACAAAAACACGGCGACGAACACAACUUUUGGGUCAUCCGCGAUUGGGAAACGGCGAGUGGCAACGGAUCGAAAUAAACGAACGGAUACAGAAUGAAAAAAAACACUAUAAAACUGGGCUACGAGGAUAACGACUUUAUGGUUGAAGAACGGCAGGUGAGUCCAAGCCGGCGACAGCAACGUCAUCGCCAGCACGCCGCGGGACUGCCGAACGACCGAAUCGACUAGACGUUUACCAGGGGACGUCACGGCGUUAUCGUUUGCCGUUUGUUCCAUGACGUUCGUACCUAUAGCCCGCCGACCCGUCACCUACACGGCUUCACCCCGCUACUGCACUGAUCAAAACAGUAACUCGUCCGUCGCACGUAUAUUUUUCUCGCCGUCGCUUUACAAUAACAAAAAAUACUGUCGCGCACAGAACCGCGCAAAAAACUCGGUUAAUCUAUUAGUAUUAUCGUUAUCGAAACAUUAUUAUCAUAAAAAUAUUAAAAAUUGUUACUAUUCUCAACGGGUCAUCGACGACCAGAAAUUAAUAAUAUGUAAUUUUAAUUAUUCCUUCCUGCCAGUAACGACAACUCGCGAUUGUUUAUACUCGUUAGUGCACAACACGUCACAACGCGACCGCCGCAACAAUACUUAAUAUUAUAACCAUGUCAAAUUUUUACAACAAAGUGACUUUAGCCUACACGUCGUCCAAACCGAUGAACAAACGUAUGACUCUGCAAGAAAUAUCCCAAGCCAACCAAUGGAUUAACGGUGAGAACGGUAAUGAUCGCGAUUUUCUGUUUACCCGCAGGGUCUAUUUUUAUGUGUAGUGGCAAAAUUAUACAAGUAUUACAAGUUUGCAGUAGGUAAUUCGUGUGUGUGUGUGUUGUUAUUUUGGCACAAGAGUUCAAUGUACUCUUGUAUCACGGUAAUGUGAUUUUUGUUUUGUUUUCUUCGAUAAUACUAUUGGCAUUUUUGUACCUACCUACAUACCAUAACGAAGGAACAGAAAUCGAAUCAGUUAACUAAUAGUACAUACGAGAUUUAGUUGUAACAUUUCCAUUUUAAUUACCCAACUGGUCGGUUUAAUAAUAACACAGAUGGAUAGUUUGUGAGAAAAUACAUGUUUUGUCUGUUUUCCUACUUUUAUAGCAAAUAUCAUCGACGAGUGCUAGAUUAUCAAAUAAAAACUAUGUUAUAGGUAGGUACCUAAUAUUUGUGUUCACUGUUUGCAUAAAAUUACUUCAGUUUUUUAUCAAUGUUGUUAUAACUAUAAUUAUGUUGCCUAAACACCCAAGUAUCCACGGCACAAAGUAUAAAAUGAUAACGUUUUUAACCGUCAACUAUCCUAUUCUGUUGUCUGGCCAUUCUGGCUGUGGGCAGCAUAGACAAUCUACAGUAGCCUGAACUAUUUUGACUAUUUUUGCAAUCCUCCAGAUCUAAAUAAUAUAAUUAAACUAACCAUAAGUACGUGAUAGGUAUAUUAUUAUGAUGUUACUUAGAUAAGUACAUAUGUACAGAAUGUUGAACAUAUUUAAACAAAUUGGUGAUUUAUUAUGCAUAAUUAUAUCAACUCAUGCACUUUAUAAUGUGCAAUAGCAAAAAUAAUAAAAAAAUAGUUUCUGAUUUUCAUUCUUAAUAUUUUUGAGUUUCGACUGAAUUAUCAAGGUUUCACUGUGUUUGGUCAUUUGAAAACACAAUUUAUGUUCUAUGUUACAGAUACUCUGAGCGCUAAUUCAUAUGGAAUGCCUCAAUCUGGUUCCACUGUGUCUCAGAGAGAAAGUUCUAGUUUCUUACCAGUCACUCAACCAGCCAGUGCACCAGUGUCUCCAGUGGGUUCCCCGGUUGCACAACUACUGACCACUCUAUCAAAUAUAACUUUGGAUCCAAAUUGGCAGGCAAUUAAGUCAACUGUACGCGAGCGUAAUGCUGCUAUGUUCAACAAUGAUCUUAUGGCUGAUAUAUACUUUAUUGUCGGUAGUCCAGGUUAGUGUUUCACUUAUAAUAUAGUAUAGGUUUGUAACAGUUAUAUAUAAUGUACUUGUAAAAUGUCAUUAUUAUUAUACUAGGACACACUCAACGUAUACCAUCGCACAAGUAUAUUUUAGCAACAGGAAGUUCUGUUUUUUAUGCCAUGUUUUACGGUGGCUUAGCGGACACUAAAGAAGAAAUUGAAGUUCCAGAUGUUGAGCCCACUGCUUUUCUCACAUUAUUAAGGUUUGUAAGACAAAUCUUUUUCUUUUUUUUCAAUAAUUAAACUCCAAUGGUUUAAUUUAUUUUUUUAGGUAUUUAUAUUGUGAUGAAAUUCAAUUAGAAGCAGAUACCGUGUUAGCUACACUGUAUGUGGCUAAAAAAUACAUUGUUCCACACUUAGCCAGAGCUUGUGUUAAUUAUUUAGAGACAAGUUUAACAGCUAAAAAUGCAUGUUUACUGCUCAGUCAGUCUCGAUUAUUCGAAGAGCCAGAACUGAUGCAAAGAUGUUGGGAAGUUAUUGAUGCACAAGUAAUAGUUUUUUUGAAACAAAUAAUUUGUAUUUAAUAACCUUAGCUCUACUAUUUGUAUUUAAUUACCUACAGGCAGAAAUUGCAUUACACUCUGAUGGAUUUGUUGACAUUGAUGCUGACACACUACAAAGUGUAUUAGGACGUGAAACGAUCAAUUGUAAAGAAACAAUAUUGUGGGAAGCAGCUAUGAACUGGGCAUCAGCUGAAUGUAGUAGACGAGAAAUAGAUCCUACACCAUCAAAUAAAAGACAAGUAUUAGAUUCCGCUCUGUAUCUACUCAGAUUACCAGCAAUGUCUUUGGAAGAAUUUGCUAACGGACCAGCUCAAAUGGGAAUGCUAACUUUAGAAGAAACUGUUGAUUUAUUUUUACAUUAUACCGCAUCCAACAAACCUUGCCUGACUUAUCCAACCAAACCACGUGUUGGACUAAAACCUCAGACAUGCCAUCGAUUUCAGUCCUGUGCAUACCGUAGUAAUCAGUGGCGAUAUCGAGGACGUUGUGAUAGUAUUCAGUUUAGUGUUGACCGUCGUGUGUUUAUUGUUGGUUUUGGUCUUUAUGGUUCGUCGACUGGGGCAACCGAUUACAAUGUUAAAAUUGAACUCAAACGUCUGGGUCGUAUUUUGGCCGAAAAUAACACAAAAUUCUUCUCUGACGGUUCAAGUAACACUUUCCGUGUGUAUUUCGCGCAUCCUGUACAAGUAGAUCCUGAAUUAUUUUAUACUGCUUCAGCUAUAUUAGAUGGGGUGGAACUAAGUUAUUUCGGCCAAGAAGGGCUUAGUGAAAUAAAUGCUGGUUGUGUAACAUUUCAGUUCCAAUGUUCAUCUGAAAGUACUAAUGGAACUGGAGUUCAAGGUGGUCAAAUUCCUGAACUUAUUUUCUAUGGACCAGCCAGUGAGGAUCAUUAG
Cinara cedri is the source of this 37153-nucleotide messenger RNA. Lineage: Eukaryota; Metazoa; Arthropoda; Insecta; Hemiptera; Aphididae. The record is from the annotation of a GenBank genome assembly.